Molecule: messenger RNA, 4913 nt
Organism: Oncorhynchus masou masou (cherry salmon)
Lineage: Eukaryota; Metazoa; Chordata; Actinopteri; Salmoniformes; Salmonidae
Product: solute carrier family 22 member 23-like
Exons: 10
Coding region: 499-3594 (1031 amino acids)
Biological process (GO): transmembrane transport
Cellular component (GO): membrane
Molecular function (GO): transmembrane transporter activity
Source: RefSeq, a predicted model, not a curated record
UGGUCAGGAAGAAGGAAUAUGCUAUGUGUUUACAGACCAUCUGAUGACUGUAUAUCACUAUUUGUACAGGUGUGUUACCUGUAGCGCCCUCGAGAAAGGGGCAGUGUUUAACGUCCUCCCUCGAUAUACCACUUCUUCCGGCACAAUUAUAUGCUAAUGAGGUGUAGCCUAUCCAGCAGAAGGGAAUAUUGGUGAUUAAAAACAUCCCUGACCAUUUCCCAUGUUGUCGCGCUUGUUUAUUCUAAGUUUGGACAUUUGCCCAGCCUACAUUUAAAGCUGCUUGCUGUCACUCAAGUAGCCUAGUGCUCUUAGUUCAGUGGCAAUAGUCCACUGAGUCCACCUAAACAGGAGCACAGGGAGUCCAGAUCCUAAAGAAGCGACUCUUAUUUCAAUUUCAGUGGUUGCUUGCGCACGGCUUUCACCACUAGAGCGGGGGCAUUGACGCAUUUUGGAGUCGACGGGUAACACUGCCAACCCGGCUGCGCUACAGACGCAUCCAUGAGCGAAACCGCGAUGGCCGUGGUGCAGCUCGAGACGGAGGACCAUCAGCCGGAGAACGGCUUCGUGUCCCCCGAAACAGAGUCGCCGGGAUUGCUCACACGCAUCGACGAUUGUGUCUUGCCUUUUCUUGGGGGAUUUGGGAAGUAUCAGAGACAGCUAAUCGUGCUGACGUGGAUUCCGGCGUUAUUUAUUGGAUUCAGCCAGUACUCUGAUGAAUUCCUUCUUGCCCAACCGAACAAUACAUGCGUUCCUCCAACUGCAAAUACGACUAAUUUUACUAUAAUUCCUUCCUCUUUAUUUCAUGGUCCAAAUAAUAGUUUCCCACGAACAGCGGCGUACGUUUAUUACAAUGGCACCCACAAUAAUACAGCCAGGCAUCUGCAACAUUGUAUGUGCAAGGAGUGGACGUUUGAGCUGCAUACGGGACUAAUGCAGAAUGUGGUUACUAAGUGGAGUCUGGUGUGUGACUCGGCGUGGAAGGUCCACAUCGCUAAGUUCUCUCUGCUGGUGGGAUCCAUAUUCGGAUACCUGGUCUUUGGGGUCCUGGCAGACUGGUUUGGUCGCCACCCAGUCCUAAUAAUCUCGGUACUGUUCAUGCUGGUGUUUGGUCUGACCGUGGCCUUCUCGGUCAACGUUCCCAUGUUCAGCACCCUGCGCUUCUUCGAGGGCUUCUGCUUGGCAGGCAUCGCCCUCUCCCUCUACAUCCUCAGGAUUGAGCUGUGCCUACCAGCCUGGCGUUUCUCCAUGACCAUGGUUGCCAGCUUCGUGGUGCUGGUUGGGCAGCUCCUGAUGCCAGGGAUGGCAUACGUCUGUCGAGACUGGCAGGUUCUGCAGGCUGUCAUCAUCUGCCCGCUUCUCCUCAUGCUGGCUUAUAUCUGGAUCUUUCCUGAGUCUCUGCGGUGGUUGCUGGCCACUCAACAGUAUGGCCGCUCCAAGUGGAUCAUGGGACACAUCAUCAAGAAGAACCAGGUCAACCCCGAGCUGGACACUGACCACAUCCUUACAGAGCUGCAGAACGCUCUUCACAAGAAACCCAAAAAGACCUGUAUCGUAAAGAUGGUGGGGACAAGGAACCUGUGGAAAAACAUUGUGGUCCUCUGUGUGAACUCACUGACUGGCUAUGGCAUCCACCACUGCUUUGCCCGCAGUAUGAUGGACCACCACGAGACCCACGAGUCCACCAUGUUCCACAACUUCUACGCUGACUACUACACCAUGGCAGGCAUCGCCGUGGCUUCAUGCAUGGCACUGUGCCCGGCGGUGGGCCUGAUGGGGAGGAGGGGAGGCCUGCUCAUGUUCAUGAUCAUCACUGCGCUGGCAUCAUUGCUGCAGCUUGGCCUGCUCAACUUGCUGGGGAAAUACAGUGUCCAUCUGAAUAUAGAGAGCUCGGAUACACUUAAUAAGAACUUCUCCAUCGCCUUUUCCAUCAUCGGCAUGUUCUCCUCCCACGCUGUCAGCAACCUGAGCAUAUUCUUCUGCGCUGAGAUCACCCCCACCGUCAUCAGGGGUGGUGGUCUGGGCCUGGUACUAGCCAGUGCUGGCUUCGGCAUGCUGACCGCCCCCAUCAUGGAGCUGCACAAUCAGAAGGGCUACUUCCUCCACCACAUCAUCUUCGCCUGCUGCACCCUCAUCUGCAUCAUCUGCAUUCUCCUCCUCCCCGAGACGCGCUACCAGCCCCUGCCCGAGACCCUGGCAGACGGGGAGUGUUACACCCGCCAACCCCUGAUGCCUCCCAGGAAGCCUGGCGAACAGCGCCUCCUCCUGGCCCAGUCGGAGAGCAGCAGGGACUACACCCGGGUCCACGACACACCACUGCACGAGGCGGCCGCCACCACCGUCUUCACCAUGGACUCCACGGCAUCCUCCGCUGUUGACCUUACGGCACCGUCGUUUAUAGUUAUUUUGCCGCCCCCCGCUACAGAGUUGACGUCAUUCCAGCCUGAUCCUGAUACUGUGCGCCUGGUUAAGAAAGACCUCAAUGGGAAAUCUGUUACGCCCCCAUCUGGUACUCCCAUGCCGGCCCUAGAUAAGGCAGGCGUUGUACUGCCUAGUAAAGAGCACCUGUUAUCUUCCACACCUAGAAAUCGUGCCCUCACUCCCUCCAAUUCCCUUCUGAAGUCCACAGAAGAUUCUACUGAUAUACCCCUAAUUGAGAUUCCACUGACAUACCCCUCAGCCCCCUCCCCUACUAAGGACGUUACCACUGCCACUGAUACAGAAGACCUCCCUACCUCCAUCUUGGUCAACACCAUUCCCCCUGUUAUUGAAACCCAUCCUAUCUCUUCAUUGGACUCAACCACUCCACCAGUACUUGAUUCAUCCUCUACCUCCACAUUGGACUCUACCCCUCCCCCUGUCAUAAAAUACACCCCUACAUUGGACUCUACCAUUCCCCCUGUCAUAGAAACUCCUUGUACCUUGGGCUCUACCACUCACCCUGUAAUUGUCCCUAUCCCCCAUUCUCCAACACCCUCCCCUACUGUCAUCAAUGACAUUGUUCCCCUUCCCCUCAUGGUCGACUGUACCACUCCUAUUGAUUCUACUGACCCCAUCACCACAGAUUCGAUCAUUCCCAUUCUAAUAGACUCUGUAGAUGACAAACUCCCCCCUCCUCCUACCCAUAAUUCAGACUGUACCAUUCCCCCUGUCACAGACUCUGUCCAUACUCCAGAGUUGGACUCUUCAUGUGUUAAGGAUGUUGUUGUCUCUCCCUCUUCCCCUGUCGUAGCUCAUUCCCCUGUUCAUUACCCCACCCCCCUAUCACCACCACUGCCACCCAUUGACUCAGUUCAUAUCCCAACAACAGUGGACUCUUCCACUCCCCCUGUCAUAGACACUGUUCACCCCCUCACUGUGGACUCUACCACUCUCCCCAUCACAGACAUUGUUCAACCCCUUACAUUGGACUCUACAACUCUGCUUUUCAUAGACUCACUUCUCCCCAACAUAACAGACUCUGAGACCACAGAGGCGGCCCCUGCUUCCACAAUAAUGGACUGCACCAUCUCCUCCCCAAUAGACUCAGGUAUCCUCCCCGUAAUGGAUUGUGCCAUCUCAGAAAACAGCGCUGUCAACGGGGUGGUGUCUUCAUGAUCCAAGGCUCCACCUGUGGAACAAGGAGGUGGGCCCCUCCCUCAUGGAGGAAGAAGCCCCAGACACCCAUGUCACAUGACGGGGGUCACUAACUGGUCUGUCAGGCCUCAGACAUUUCAGCUGCUCUGUCGGGAGACUGCAAGUGACAAACAGGAGGGUAACAGCUUGAGCGUGGGCCAAGUUUUUUUGUGUCAUACAUCUUACUGGGAACAGCCAGAGAACAGGACAGGGUUGUGGUGACAGUGAUGAGUGGUUAGGGACAGUUUGAAAUUUACUGGGAGGGUAAUGCGUUUUUUUCCCCUGGGUUUACAUUCACCCUAUUUGCAGGUUUUACUAUAUGAUUUAUUCCAUCAUCUGCUUGCAUGCACCUCCCCUAUAUCAAGGUGUUUUGGAGGUUCCAUUAUGCACUGCACUUCUCCACAUACUAACUAUACCACAGGCCAAUAUAGUCUACCAGUCUAACUGUCUAUCCUGCCCUCUAUCCACCUUUCAUAGUGACAAUAGUGGUAGGUGGAUAGUUUGUCCAGAUCUGCAAUAACUAGCGAUCAUACCACACGUAAUAUCAUUCAAAGCUGCACCAAUAUAAGUGGAGAGACCAGGUGCGUCAUUGCGCAUGAAAGAACAGUGAAGACAUGAGACAUGCAGCUCAAAAAACUGUACAAUUAUUCUACCUAGACUAGCCUAGAACACAUUAUUGCUUUCAAGUCAGUACAUUUUACUCUAGGCUGUGAACUGCAGUGAAAAUGUCAUUUGAAUAAUAUUUCAUUCCAUUCAUUCCAUUUGGCUCAAUUGUUGGUCUGCUCUAGAACAAGGGUCUCCAACAGGUCCAGUAGAUCGCAGCCCACCUAUGAGUAGCUCGCAGCCCACCUAUGAGUAGCUCGCAACCCACCUAUGAGUAGCUCGCAGCCCACCUAUGAGUAGCUCGCAGCCCACCUAUGAGUAGCUCGCAACCCACCUAUGAGUAGCUCGCAACCCACCUAUGAGUAGCUCGCAGCCCACCUAUGAGUAGCUCGCAGCCCACCUAUGAGUAGCUCGCAGCCCACCUAUGAGUAGCUCGCAGCCCACCUAUGAGUAGCUCGCAACCCACCUAUGAGUAGCUCGCAGCCCACCUAUGAGUAGCUCGCAGCCCACCUAUGAGUAGCUCGCAGCCCACCUAUGAGUAGCUCACAACCCACCUAUGAGUAGCUCGCAGCCCACCUAUGAGUAGCUCGCAACCCACUUAUGAGUAGCUCGCAGCCCACCUAUGAGUAGCUCGCAGCCCACCUAUGAGUAGCUCGCAGCCCACCUAUGAGUAGCUCGCAGCCCACCUAUGAGUAGCU